AUGUUUCUUAAAGAAGCUUUUUACGGGACGAUUUUUGUGAGAUUUGAACUGUACAGUCCAUCGAUUCAGCUCAAAACUCAAAGUAAAGUGUUCGAUCUGCCUUUAGAUCAAAACUGUGCAUUUUGGCCUGCAGGCCAUAUUGUGUCAAUGCCGUGGAAGGAUAUCACAUUAUCAACGACAAUAGGUGUGAAGGCUACGAGGGAGGCCGAUACGAAAAUUACUUUCUUCCUAAAAAAUAUAAGACAUUCUGGCGAUAAUGUAAUACGGUGCUCCGACACUGAAAUUUUGAUGAUACUUUUGGGAAAUUUGGCCCACAUUCCACAAUUAGGCAGCCAGCUGUAUGUCAACGUUACCUCUGUAUAUGAAGUACACUUUCUGCGCGGAUUUGCUAGCGUUUCACGAAUUCACUGGUUGUGA
Molecule: messenger RNA, 417 nt
Organism: Psylliodes chrysocephalus
Lineage: Eukaryota; Metazoa; Arthropoda; Insecta; Coleoptera; Chrysomelidae
Source: the annotation of a GenBank genome assembly